GUAGUUUGUUAUCUCACGUAAUUCAUGUAAACUCGACGUCGUCACAAAAUGGCUGAAUGGAAGUGAGAAAAAAUAAGACUAAACCUCACAGGUGUAUCAGAUUUAGCAUCCUAGCUUUUUUUGGCAAUGCCACCUCUGCCCCACAGCGAGCGGCUUUUGGAGAGACUGAGGAAGCAGCGCGAAAAGGGUUUGCUGUGUGACUGUACUGUCGCGAUAGGGCAGUCCAUGUUCCAAGCUCAUUGGAACGUUCUGGCAGCCUUCAGCGGAUACUUCAACUCCCUGUCUGAUGCGAGCGCAAUUGACAAGACCGUUACCUCCCUGGAUCCUGAGUGUGUGAACGAGGGGGUGUUUGAGAAACUGAUGGAUUAUGUGUAUUCUGGGUACCUUGAUGUUGACAGUUACAAUGUGACAGAAAUUUGCAAAGCUGCCACUUUCCUCAAGAUGGAGGAGGUGGUCGUGCAGUGCACACUGACCCUGGAGGACAUCAAGCCUAUCUGCUCCGGGGCCAGCCCUCCCCGCCUUCGCACCGCUCCGCCCCACCAGUCAGAGGCAGAGACUGGGUCCUCACUGGGGGGCUUCCAGGGACCUCUGCCCCUGGAGACAGAAGAGGCUCCAUCGCUCGGCGUACGGGUUCACGACCAGACGACAAGCAGGGACCAGACGUUCUGGCGCAGACCCUGCCACCAGGGCGGGACUAGAGAGCGCAGGGCUCGUGUGCGCCCCCUGUUGGCGGAGGCGUUCCACACACCCAGCGACCACGUCCCGGAUGUACCGGGACCCGGACUCGUCGGACAUGUAGGGAAAGAUGGGGGAGAUGAGCAGAUGCGGUCCCGGUCCCGGUCCCCGUCCUUCGACAGCAGCGCGGUCCAGAGCCGCCCCCCCCUGAGGCCAGCCGUGAAGAGGGAGAGGGUGAGGAAGAGCUGCGUGCUGAAAGAGAACUGCGGCUCCGCCUUUCCAGACAGGGACGACGUCGGGGACGCCCUGGCCGGGGAGGUGAAAGCCAAGCCGGUCUGCUUCACCUGCGGGAAGGUGUUCUCCGAGGCCAGCAGCCUGCGCAGGCACAUGCGCAUCCACAGGGGCGUCAAGCCUUACGUCUGCCAGCUGUGCGACAAGGCCUUCACGCAGUGCAACCAGCUGAAGACCCACGUCCGCACGCACACAGGGGAGAAGCCGUACCAGUGUGACCUGUGCCAGAAGGGCUUUGCGCAGAAGUGCCAGCUGGUCUUCCACAGCCGCAUGCACCACGGGGAGGAGAAGCCCUACAAGUGCGACGUCUGCGGCCUGCAGUUCGCCACGUCCAGCAACCUCAAGAUUCACUCCAGGAAGCACAGCGGGGAGAAGCCCUACGUGUGUGACUGCUGCGGCCAGCGCUUCGCCCAGGCCAGCACGCUGACGUACCACGUGCGGCGACACACCGGCGAGAAGCCCUACGUCUGCGACACCUGCGGGAAGGCCUUCGCCGUGUCCAGCUCCCUCAUCACCCACUCCAGGAAACACACGGGAGAGAAGCCAUACGUGUGCCGGACAUGCGGGAAGUCAUUCACCUCCUGCGGAGAGCUCAACAAGCACUGUCGCUCCCACACUGGAGAGAAGCCUUUUAUCUGUGAACUGUGUGGAAACUGUUACACGGAUGUGAAGAAUCUGAAGAAGCACAAAGCCAAAGUACACAAAGAUUUUCCCAGCCCAGAUCCUGGCCAGAAGCCCGCCGUGUCGCCUGAGGACCCAGUGUUCUGGAAGGCCACAGCCUCGAGCCUAGUGGAACUCAAGGCCUCAGAUGCCCCGCCUCCACUCAGCAUUUCUGUCGACCACCAGACAAUGAUCGGCCCCCCACCCCAAGGAGACGGGGGUAGCGGCGUAUCCAUCGAUCAGAUGCUGCGGACCGCCAUCGGCUACACUGAGCCACAGUUCAUCUUCCUCCAGCAGCUCAACUGACAACCACAGGCCACCAACGGUCGUUCCCACCAGCCACUUCCUUUUUCAAGUAUCCUCAAGCCACAUACUUGGCAGAAAGAAGGUCUUUGGUCCCCUCUGUCAUAGGCUUUCAAGGGUGGCUGUGGGGCAAGGUACCAUUCAAGCCAACUCGUCAAUGCGUGCAGUUUUCCUACUUGUUCUUCUAAGUAACACAUUUCCAAGCUAUUCAUUUCAAUAUUUGUUGAUGGUUUAAUUGCAUACUCUCUUUAAGACGGGCCUAAUGCAGUUUGUUUAGCAUAUUUGGAGCAACUGUCACAUUACCUAUCUCUUCACUAGCUACACUCGCAGUUUUGAUUCUUACUUUGGAAAGGGUAUGUUUUUAAUGGCUGCCACUACGAAUUACAGUGUAAUGCUGUGUAUUAAGGGUCAGAUUUACGUACAGUGCAAAAGAAACCGCAUUUUGCAAAAGAGGCAGAUCUUAAACAGCGAAGUUAAAACAUGUUGUGUGCAUUGGACAUCUUCACUACGUGUGGCGUAUUCCUUGUAUCAGCUGCCAAGUAAAAGCGUAUCCAGUGCAGCACAAAAUGUCCCUGCUGUGGUGGCUAUUGCCGUUUGAAUCAAAGGCGAGAUGUAACGUUGUAAUGAGCUUGACAAUUGCCGGGAUAGAAUGGGAACGUUGUGUGGAGACAUGGCAUGUUUUAUUUCUCCCAGAAGCGCAAUUAUUUGUAUGGCUGCUUGUUUGUCACAGAAGUUUUUCCCUGUUUAUUUCCUAUUGAAUGUUUUGGAGGAUAACUAAUACAAACAAACACAUGACCCUGUUUUUAUUUUCUAACAAUGUUCUGUUAAAGGCAAAAAGCAUGUCUUUCCGCGAUGGACAAAAGCGAUUAAAAGCAGCAUAUCAAUGCAUUCAGCCUACUCAGAUUUUUAGUAAUUAUUAGUAAAUUCUACGGAAUACAUAAUCAGCCACACUUAUAAUAUCUUAUAAUGCAUUAAGGAGAGAAGUGUAGCUUGCCUAGAUCUCACGCAUACUGCGGUUUCAGGCCCGUGCGCCAGUUUCAUACAUACAGCGCCUGUUUCCUGGGCAGAAUGCGUAAUAUGUGCGCCUGAAAAUCUUUGCCAAAGGCUUAGUAAAUCUGGCUUUAAGUGUUUAAUUUGAAGGGUCUGUUCUAUGGUCACAGGUAAGAAACUGUUUUGAGGUUAUUUUGUCCCAUGGUCCCAAAAUGGUGUCAAAUAAAAAGAAAGAAUAUGGUUGUUGACUGUUUUGUUAUUUGUGGUGAACCAGACGUGGUUACUUCAUCUUGAUAGUAUCAGUACCAUCAGUGUGAAACGUCCACAGUUGCCUGCUGCUUUAGGAUGUGUCUCUUGUUUUGAUAUCUGGAAGAAUUCACCUGCAGAACUUGCAAACUACUUGGUCGGGACAUCUCAGUGCUGUGUUUGGUAUCUCAGGAUUAUAGUGUAACUCAUUAAUUUGCAACAACCAUUUUCAAGGGCUAUAUCUUCUUCAAAAUGUAAAAAUACAAUCAUAGAAAUGUGAUUUGAAAAUGUGUUUCAUAAACAUAAUAUGAAAACAAUAAGGUUCCCUUUAAUUGUUGUAAUUGUUGUUUUUGGCCUAGUAAUAUGGUCAGGUACUGGAUUGUAUGGUUAUGUUAUGAGUGUAUUGGUAAUUUGAAUGUUCAGAAUUUGUUCCAUGAUUGACAUUGGUGUCCUUGUAUGACUGUAUUCUUGGGUAUAUUUUCCAUGGGAACCUGGCAUUGAGGUCUUCCACCUGCAUUUUGUUUUUAUUUGGUAGUUCAUUCCACAAGCCCGUGUACAGCCCUGGUCCUGGGGGAACCGGUUUGAAAGAUCAAUAAUAAAGGGUCAGUGAUGAAAAAAACCAUAGCAGAUCUUAAAGGCCAAGGAGUCAUAAGUUCCCCACAGUAUUACUUCUACUGUAAAGUUCAAGGGAAGUUCAAUCUCCACUUUGUGUACGGUGUACGCUGUCCCCUCCUACUAACCUUUGAACCCCAUACAACCCAGUUACAGAUUAACUUCUUUCAAGUUAAAAAUUAAAAUUCCUCCCUCACCGUCAUCUUCUUCUAAAAAUGUCAUAUUUUCAGGUGUGACAUUUUUUUGUCACGUAGCGGCAUGUUAGUGCCCUCCACGAAAGUGCAAAGCAGCUCUCUGGGAGCUGUGAUUGUUCCAGCUGAGGCUGUGUAUCUUCAGUCAAAAUCAUAGAAAAAUUCCAGGGCUUUCUUCGCUGAACAUUCCAAGCUUCCACCAAAUGUAAAAUCUGAACUGCUUGUUUACAAAGACCAGUGUCUGCAGCUUGGUUACUGCCCUUGCAUCACGCAACCUGCUUUCUGGUAAUAGGCCUAUGCAAAAUGAAAGGUUUGUUUUUGUUGUAUGUUACAGUCGUAUUGUGCCAUUGUGUUGACUACCCUGCUGUAAAAUCCAUCUAUGACCAUCUUGAAAUUGCUGGCUACCAGCAGUUUCAAAACAUAGUUUGAGCUGGUCAAACCAUGUUGUGCAUGGAGCUGGUCUGAUCUGGUCAACCAGCUGCCAGCUGGUGGAUAUUGUUGGGAUAUCAAUUUAAAUUGUAACUGCAGUAUAUACAAUUGCUAUUAUCAUUAACACAAUGAAAUAUGGUACUUUGUGAAGAUUUAUAAGAAAAACCAAUAAAUUGUGUGAAUCUA
This is a messenger RNA of Conger conger (European conger), 4583 nucleotides long. It is a transcript of the gene mynn, whose product is annotated as myoneurin. Gene Ontology annotation, cellular component: nucleus. The coding region runs from base 127 to 1932 and encodes 601 amino acids. The record is from RefSeq and is a predicted model, not a curated record. Gene Ontology annotation, molecular function: protein binding; RNA polymerase II cis-regulatory region sequence-specific DNA binding; DNA-binding transcription factor activity, RNA polymerase II-specific. Lineage: Eukaryota; Metazoa; Chordata; Actinopteri; Anguilliformes; Congridae. The transcript is spliced from 8 exons. Gene Ontology annotation, biological process: regulation of transcription by RNA polymerase II.